UUUUCAAUUUUUUGUAUUCGCCGCGUCAAAAAUUUUCACCCUUAGUAACAGCCGCGUCAGUGUAAACAUUGAGGAAUACACUAGGAUGUACAGAUGUUGAUUUGUUUCAGGUCGAUAUCACAGGAAAACAUUACCUUAAUUCUAUAUUGACUGGAUUGAAAGUGUCUAUAGAUUGUUUGUUUCAGACAAAAUCAGCCAUGUAUUGCACGUACAGAAGUCACUUUACCCCAAGCUAUAGUUACAGUUACCCGAGCUACGGUUACGGGUCUCUGUAUGGUUAUGGCUACGGGAAUUCCGGGUCCUACUAUAGCAGUUACUACCGUAGCCGCAGUAGAAGAAGGAAGAAUUACUGGGACAGAUACACGGACAUGUGCAAUAGGUGGAGAAGAAACAGACGUGACAGAAGAUCGCCUUCUCCUCCGAAACCAGAAACACCCCCUCUGCCAACUAUACCAGAAGUUCCGACAGAAGAACUGGUAAAAGAACUUCAUGUGAAAGAUGUUGACCUUCACAUUAAGGAAAAUACAGAGAAACACAGAACUGAUGAGUACGCCUGUACGAAGGACAGAAAGGUUGAUGGAAAACCAGAAUCGGCGGAACUGGUUGUACGUCGCGGAGACACAAUAAAAAUGACAAUCACUUUCGAUAGACCUUACAGCAAGGAGAAGAACGACUUAAAAUUAUGUUUCUCGUUAGGAAAGAAUCCUAAACCAUCUCGAGGUACUCAAGUUGUUUUUGACAUUGACGAGUCUGGAACGAAGAAGUUUAAGCCUGACAAAUGGGGUGCAACUUUACAGAGCAAGUCUGGAAAUAAUGCCACAAUUUUGGUGCAUAUUCCUGCCAACUGUAUUAUUGGGGAAUGGAACUUUUAUGUGAAGACAUUUAGUGAAGGAAAGGAUAAGGAAGGGAAAGAAAAAACACUCAUUAGACAGUUCGAGCCUGAUGAUGACAUCAUAAUUCUCUUUAACCCUUGGUGUAAAGAGGACGGUGUAUAUAUGGCUACUGAAAAAUUGCUCGACGAAUAUAUCUGUAAUGAAAGCGGAGCUGUUUGGAGAGGAAACGGAUACCAAAUAGGCGCAAAACCCUGGAAUUUCGGACAGUUUGGGGAAGGUAUCCUUGAUAUUUGCUUGCUUCUUGUCACAAGUGGAUUUGACGAUGAUAGGUUAAAACAUAUGUCAGAUCCGGUCAGGGUCAGCAGGAUGAUUGCAAAAAUGGUGAAUUCGUCGGACGACAAUGGAGUUUUGACGGGAAACUGGAGUGGCGAUUACACAGGCGGUACCCCGCCAGGAAAAUGGGCCGGAAGCUAUAAAAUUCUGACGCAGUGGCGAGAGAGUGGUCCCGUCAAAUUUGGACAGUGUUGGGUGUUUUCCUGUGUCACAACAACAGUUUGUAGAGCACUUGGCAUUCCAUGUAGAACGGUAACAAACUUCUCCUCAGCGCACGACACUGAUCAGACCAACUGCAUAGAGAAAUUUUUCCAGCGAAUUGGUAAUGAAGAUGAACCUAUUGACCACUUAAAUAAUGACUCUGUUUGGAAUUUCCACGUGUGGAACGAAGUAUGGAUGGCACGACCUGACCUAAAACCUAGCUUCCCGUACGGCUGGCAAGUAAUUGAUGCCACACCACAGGAAACAAGCGAAGGUGUUUACACAUGUGGCCCCUGUCCAGUAGCAGCUGUAAGGAAAGGCCUCUGUAUGACAAAUUAUGAUACGGCGUUUGUCUUCUCGGAAGUAAAUGCAGAUAAAGUACACUGGCGUGUUCAUUCGGGCGACAGGCUUGAACGAAUAGAGCUUUUCAAGCACUCGGUAGGAAAGAAAAUCAGUACCAAAACGCCAACUGGGAAACCGUUUUCGUAUAGGCGCAUUCCUAAUGGCAAACGGGAUGAUCAUGCAGAGGCCAACCGAGAUGAUGUAACUCUGGCGUAUAAGCCAGCAGAGGGCACGGAGGAGGAGCGUGAAACCGUUAUGCAAGCACACAGAACGGCCCGCUUCCCGGUUCCUGAGACGUAUAAGGAAAAAGAAAAAAUCAAGCCUGUUGAAUUCCACCUAAACCAUGACAAUAGCGUGAUGAUAGGAGGUAAAAUGCUGGUAGAGUUGACAGCGAAGAACAAUGGGAGAUACGAAAGAAAGAUACCUGUUGUGGCUAUAACAGCUUUUCCACAAGGAUACACUGGAAAUUAUGGAGAAAUGUUCCAUCGGAAACAUUUUAUGGGAGGAGCUACGUUGAAGCCAGGAGAAGAGAAAAGUUUUGGAACAGUUAUGGACCCAGAGGAGUAUUUGGACAAACUGAAAGAACAAGCAAGUAUCAGUAUUGUUGCCACAGCUUAUGUUGAAGGUAUUGAUGAUGAAGAGGAACAAACGCUUAGAAAGGAACAUACUGUCAGAUUCCGACGACCUGAUCUAGAAGUGGAGGGUCCGGACGAAGUGAGGAAUGGAGACUGUGCGACAUUCGUGGUUAGUUUCACUAAUCCGCUAGACCGACCACUGACAGCUUGUAAUAUGUCAAUGGAAAGUGCCGGCUUUGUAGACUUGGACGAUCUCCGUUGUCUUGAUGUUCAACCUAAAGGAGAGUUUAGACAGGAAUUUAGGCUGGAUGCCAUUAAACCAAAGAAAACUGCUGCCGUGUAUUUUAGUUUCGAUUGCAAGGAAAUUCCGGACAUUUCUGGGUCGACAGAUAUACGAAUUACCUAAUAAGGCAGAAUUUCUACAGCGCCGGAAUCGGAAGUAUUGAAAACAUUGUGAUAAAUUAUUUAUUGUUUCCUAUACCGGAAGAUUAUUUCUAAUUUAAAGUUCUUCUUAAUAUGCAUUCUUACCCAAAACAAAAAAAAGAAGAAGAAAUAUCUGUGAUGGCUUUUAUGCUUACAUUCUGACUAAAUCAUAUACCUAUUGAAUGAAUUAUGAACUAGUAAAUUCUGUUUUCUUAGAAGUGUACUUGAGUAGUUAGAUUUAUUGUUUGUUUAUUGAAGUGUUUCUUAGAAACAGAUUUUUUGGGGAAAAAGAACAACUAAUAUCUAUAAAAAUGUAUUUUGGUAAAAAUGUACUAAUUUUAGAAGUGAGCUGGAAAAGUUAAAUUGAUGGGUUGUUCCUUCAGUGUUCUUAAACAGAUUUUAAGUAAAAGUGAUUAACAUCAAUUAAUUAAAAAAAAUUUUUCUUUUCACUAAAAUGGAUACUAGAGAAAUUAAAUUUGUUUUUAGUCACAGCGAAAACAAAACCGCUGGAGCUCUAAAUUUCCGUGAUGGGUUCAGUAGUAAAAAGUAAUGUUUGUUAUAUUUUAAAUCUGCAACAGAGUUAUCAUUUCAAAGUGAAAUGUAUUUAGUUGACUAAACACUGCAUUAUCUUUUCGACAAAACAAUAUAUAUUAUAUAUAGUCAUUGUAACAGGCGACGAUCUCCAGUGGCAGCAACACUUUUUUAUUAAAAAUGUCACAGUGUCACAUAAAUAGUUUGAUAUAAUAUUGAAAAUGAAAUUUCCUACUGAUUUAAAAAGAACAUUACUGAAAUGACACGUGUCACUCAUUUUAUCAAAUGAAUCAAAAGAGAUUUUUUUUUGCAAAAAUAUAUGUUGACAUAAUGAAAUUGCAACAUUCCAGUUUUAGUCUGAACAGUCAAACCUGUAUUAAAGACCACCUUCUAAUGACACGUGUCACUCAUUUUAUCAAAUGAAUCAAAAGAGAUUUUUUUUUGCAAAAAUAUAUGUUGACAUAAUGAAAUUGCAACAUUCCAGUUUCAGUCUGAACAGUCAAACCUGUAUUAAAGACCACCUUCUAAUAACGAACACUAUGGAACCUGAUCUUACCGGCUAUUGUUUUCUCUUCUCGUUUAACUAUAAAUAAUGAAAAUCUACCCGUAUUGAGACACCAUUUAUCAGCUAAAAUCGCCUUCUAUUUGCGGAGAGUGGUUUUCACAGAAACGUGAAUGUAUAGGUUGCAAUUUGCAUAUGUUUGACUGUAUACAUAAUCAUAUUUCUAUAUUGAUAUACAAUACAAAGACAUUAAGAAUGUCUAAGACAUUGCUCAACUUUCCUAUUUCAUUUUUAGCUCACCUGUCACAUAGUGACAAGGUGAGCUUUUGUGAUCACCCUUCGUCCGUCGUCAGUCCGUCCGUCCGUGCGUCCGUGCGUGCGUCAACAAUUUCUUGUCUGCACGAUAGUGGUUUCAUUUAUGAUUUUAUUUUAACCAAACUUGCACACAACUUGUAUCACCAUAAGAUCACGGCUCCUUUCUUGAACUGGCCAGAUCCCAUUAUGGGUUCCAGAGUUAUGGCCCCUGAAAGGGCCAGAAUUAGCUAUUUUGACCUUGCCUGCAAAAUAGCAGCUUCAUUUAUGAUUUGAAUUUAAUCAAACUUGCACAAAACUUGUGUCACCAUAAGGUCUCGGUUCCUUUCUUGAUCCGGCCAGAUUCUAUAAUGAGUUCAGAGUUAUGGCCCCUGAAAGGGCCAAAAUUAGCUAUUUUGACCUUGUCAGCACAAUAGCAGCUUCAUUUAUGAUUUGAUUUUAACCAAACUUGCACACAACUUGUAUCACCACAAGAUCUUGCUUCCUUUCUUGAACUGGCCAGAUUCCUUCAUGGGUUCCAGAGUUAUGGCCCCUUAAAGGUCCAAAAUUGGCUAUUUUGACUUUUGCAGCCAUAUAGAGACUUCAUUUAUGAUUUUAUUUGAUAUAAACUUCCAAAAUAUCUUCAACAACAAUAAAUCUUAGAUUCCAUGACAAAUCAGAUCCAAUCGUAGGUUCCAGAGUUAUUUUAUAUCUGAUUACCUCCCCUGAUUGUAAUCAAAAUGGAUUUAUAUCAGUAAGUACUUAUAGGACUUAUUUGAAAUUUCGUCAUGUUAUUAGUUGGACUGAGACAAUCAGGGUAGAUAACUAUGGACUGAUUUUAUGUCAAAUUACCUCCCUUUAUUUCAAAUUAAAAUGGGUAUAUCUCCGUAACUAAUGAAGUUACUGAUCUGAAAUUUCAUUUAUGUCAACAGAUUUAUUUGGCAGAUCCUUCUUGUGUUCACUUACAAUAUUUUUUUUUAUUACUUCCCUUUUAUGUAACAAUAAAUAGCCUUUUUUUAGUAACUUUUUUAUUAUUUGCCGUAGGGAAAAACCAAGACCACUUUUCUGUGGUACAACAUGGAUGGUACCUCCAAUUUUUAGGUGUAUUUUGACAUAUCUAUACCUUGUAAGAUUUUUUUUUCUUUUUGGUUAAAUUUCUUCCAUGUUGUUCCUGUCCUUUGGACUUAAAUAUUUUUUCUGAGGGCCUUCUUGUCCUCAAGAGCAAUGAUAACAGGUGAGCGAUAUAGGGCCAUCAUGGCCCUCUUCUUAAUGUACUGAUUAUUAUAUAUGUAUAUAUAGUUAUUUUCACAACCGAUAUACUUGUUUGAAUAUUACUUAUAUAUUUUUCUUGCUUUUACAUGAGUUUUGCAAGCUUCACUUAUGUGCCAUACUAAAGUUUCACCUUUUUACUUCCUUUUACUAUAUUUCUGAAAAAAAAUCUAAGAAAAACGCAA
Molecule: messenger RNA, 5485 nt
Organism: Mercenaria mercenaria
Lineage: Eukaryota; Metazoa; Mollusca; Bivalvia; Venerida; Veneridae
Product: hemocyte protein-glutamine gamma-glutamyltransferase-like
Exons: 18
Coding region: 198-2690 (830 amino acids)
Biological process (GO): peptide cross-linking
Molecular function (GO): protein-glutamine gamma-glutamyltransferase activity
Source: RefSeq, a predicted model, not a curated record